Messenger RNA from Grammomys surdaster, 735 nucleotides. RefSeq names its product prohibitin-like. The transcript has a single exon. Lineage: Eukaryota; Metazoa; Chordata; Mammalia; Rodentia; Muridae. Gene Ontology annotation, cellular component: mitochondrion; membrane. Bases 1 to 735 code for a protein of 244 amino acids. Gene Ontology annotation, biological process: mitochondrion organization. The record is from RefSeq and is a predicted model, not a curated record.
AUGGCUGCCAAAGUGUUUGAGUCCAUCGGAAAGUUCGGCCUGGCAUUAGCAGUUGCAGGAGGCAUGGUGAACUCUGCUCUAUAUAAUGUGGAUGCUGGACACAGAGCUGUCAUCUUUGACCGAUUCCGUGGCGUACAGGACAUUGUGGGAGGGGAAGGGACUCACUUUCUCAUCCCUUGGGUACAGAAACCAAUUAUCUUCGACUGCCGCUCUCGACCACGGAAUGUCCCGGUUAUUACUGGUAGCCAAGACCUACAGAACGUCAACAUCACACUGCGCAUCCUCUUCCGGCCAGUGGCCAGCCAGCUCCCUCGUAUCUACACCAGCAUCUGCGACGACUGUGAUGAGCGGGUGCUGCUGUCUAUCACCACAGAGAUCCUCAAGUCCGUGGUGGCUCGGUUUGAUGCUGGAGAAUUGAUUACCCAGCGAGAGCUGGUCUCCAGCCAGGUGAGCGAUGACCUCACAGAGCGAGCAGCAACAUUUUGGCUCAUCCUGUAUGACGUGUCCCUGACACAUCUGACCUUCUGGAAGGAGUUCCCAGAGGCAGUAGAAGCCAAGCAGGUGGCUCAGCAGGAAGCAGAGAGAGCCAGAUUCGUGGUGGAAAAGGCUGAGCAGCAGAAGAAGGCAGCCAUCAUCUCUGCUGAGGGUGACUCCAAGGCAGCUGAGCUGAUCACCAACUCGCUGGCCACCGCCAGGGACAGCCUGAUCGAGCUGCGGAAGCUGGAAGCUGCCUAG